UUCUCCUUCUUCUUCUUCUUCUUCUUCUUCUUCUUUUACAGCUUUGACAUACUACCUAGAAGGGUUAGGGGCAAAAAGGGAGCACCGAUUAAUGACUGCUCAGGCUUGAUCACCUCAGAACAAACAAUAGGCCAAGCGCUCCAAGGAUGAACUCCUACUUAGAUUACCCCGUGUGUAACAGAGGAGCAAAUAUCUUCAGUGCCAAGGCCGGAUAUCACAAUUUAAACCAUGGAUACAUGUCGUCCAACUCGUGCGCAACAAGUGAUAGUUACGCACCAGACGGUCGGUUAGUUGCAGCAACUUCUGCGCCACAUCACACUCCGAGUCUCCCUCUGCACCACCAGACACACGUCAACCUGGAUCUGCAGUUUGCAUCGCCGGGGAGCUCCAUGUACGGCUCGCCUCUGGAGUACGGACAUCACCAGUACGGCCUCGCUCCGGAGCAGGACCGGGGUUACAUCCACGCUCAGGUUUCACCCCUCGGAACAAACAUGGCUCCUUACACCGGGGACAGUUGUGGGCCUGGAGUCGCAACUGGAAACCAGUAUCUACAUUUUGGAAACGACCAGAGGCAGCAAGAGUAUUCAGAGAGUGUUUACGCGAGGUUACCGGCCCAGAGUAAAGAGAAGGAUCUGGAUCAUGUGGAGGAAACUUCUAAAACCUUCGACUGGAUGAAAGUGAAGAGGAAUCCUCCUAAAACAGCUGUCCUGUCGGAGUUUGGAGUUCCGGGCCAGCACAACGUGAUCCGCACCAACUUCACCACCAAGCAGCUGACCGAGUUGGAGAAAGAGUUCCACUUCAAUAAAUACCUGACGAGGGCACGGAGGGUGGAGGUGGCUGCAAGUCUGGAGCUGAACGAGACGCAGGUGAAAAUUUGGUUUCAGAACCGACGCAUGAAGCAGAAGAAACGAGAGAAACUGGGCUGCGCUUUGGUGACAAGUUCGGCACCUGUGGAGAAACUCUCAGGCCUUGACACCUCUCCAAAGCCAAAGCCAAAGGGGAAAGACUGUGAACCAUGA
This is a messenger RNA of Scomber japonicus (chub mackerel), 1019 nucleotides long. RefSeq names its product homeobox protein Hox-B1b-like. Lineage: Eukaryota; Metazoa; Chordata; Actinopteri; Scombriformes; Scombridae. Gene Ontology annotation, biological process: regulation of transcription by RNA polymerase II. The transcript has 3 exons. Bases 147 to 1019 code for a protein of 290 amino acids. Gene Ontology annotation, molecular function: DNA-binding transcription factor activity, RNA polymerase II-specific; RNA polymerase II cis-regulatory region sequence-specific DNA binding. Gene Ontology annotation, cellular component: nucleus. The record is from RefSeq and is a predicted model, not a curated record.